Molecule: messenger RNA, 2589 nt
Organism: Truncatella angustata
Lineage: Eukaryota; Fungi; Ascomycota; Sordariomycetes; Amphisphaeriales; Sporocadaceae
Product: P-loop containing nucleoside triphosphate hydrolase protein
Exons: 6
Coding region: 109-2550 (813 amino acids)
Biological process (GO): microtubule-based movement
Molecular function (GO): microtubule motor activity; ATP binding; microtubule binding
Source: RefSeq, a predicted model, not a curated record
ACGCCGCCGUUCACAUCCACAUCGUCUGCUGGCGCCUCCCCCUCUGGAGCUCUGCUCCUUGCUUCGCUUGCAUAUCACCUAGCUGCGCGUCUGAGACAUAGGAUCAAUAUGGAUACGGAGAAUUCGGUAGUAAACAAGCCCUCCGCCCUCCCCCGGCUAGGCGCCAGCAAGUUACCCCAGCUAUUUUCAUCCUCGACCACCUCACAACCAGCACUCCACGAGAUCACCGAGUCGCAAUCCAACACCCGCUCGCAAUAUGCCAUGGGACCCCCCAUGAAACGAGGUCCUCACGGGCUCGCCCAACCUGAACCCAAGCGCAAGACCCUCGCCGAUAAAGCCGGCUCGGAGUUCCCAAAUGCCACGUCGCGAUCGGGCCUCGUUGCCCCUACCCCUGUCCGGACUGCCGCCGUCAAGGGCACAUCCAUAAAGGAUAUGCAUUCCGCCCGACCUGGAACACGUUCUGUCGCUUCAUACAACUCGAGCGCAACGCGCAACACAACGAAUAGCAGUUAUGCCACCAGCAUUGGUCCAGGCGGUCGACCUCCCUCCCGAACAACAACACAUUCUCGCUCAGCAAGCGUACGCUCAGCCGCCCCGAAGAAUGGCGCAAGGCCUGUGACGUCUAUGGGAGUCAGGUCACCAGAGCAGACCAAGAAUGUUUGGGAUGUGGAUGAACGCCUAGGUACCUUCGAAACCGAGUUCAAGGCCAUGAAGGAGAUGAUCAGCACUUCCAUCAGCGGCCAAAAGAGUCUGGAAGAGAAUGUUGCUGCUGUGAGCAAAAAAGCCGACGAACUCGAACAAAUCAAAACCGACCUCGAAUCGUCCAAAUCAGAAUUACAGACUAAACUCGACGACGCCGAACAAAGAAUAUACUGUCUUACCAGGGAGCUCGACGACGAAAAGAGAGCCAGGCGCAAUGAUGCUGAGGAUCUAAUGCGCGAACACAGAAACGACAUUGACAAGAGGUCCCGCGACUUCAACAGAGAGAAGGACGAGCUGGAGCGAGCUUUACGGAAAAACAUUGAACGGGUCAAGGAAGAAAUGGCUUCCAACUUCGCAAAGCAACUUGGCGAGGCUCACAUGGCGUUUGAAGAACUCGAAAAACUCCUCGAGGAAGAGAAGCGCAUUGCAGCUGUAAAGAGCGAAGCCAAUGGCAAGGAUAUGGAAGCACAGUUCGUUCAGCUUGAGCAGCUAAGAAGAGAAAGAGACGAAUCAAGACGUGCUGAACAGGACCUGAAAGGUCUCCUGUCAGUCAGGGAAGCUCGCAUUGGCGAUCUCGAGCGCCAAGUCCAGGCCGGGCAGACCGCCCUCAUCCAUCUCAAGGGAGACGAACAGAAACAAGUCGAAAACUUUCGCAUGAUAGCCGAGGAGAAACAACUAGCGGAGGACCAGGCUGCUGAAGCCAUCAGUCAAGCUGAGGAGUUCAAGGCGAAGCUUAGAGUUGAAGAACGAAGGCGGAGGAAGCUCUUUGACCAGCUUCAAACCCUCAAAGGCAACAUUCGGGUCAUGUGUCGUAUUCGUCCUGGACGUAACGAUUCCGGAAAUGCACAAAUUGAAACCGAGAUUGGCGACUAUGAUGAUCACAUCGGCAGGAUGAAGGUCAUGGUACCCAUCAAGAAGUACGACGGCGAGCAGCUUGUAGACAAGAACUUCGAUUUCGAGCGAGUCUUCGUACAACAAGAAGGCAAUAAGAUUGUCUUUGAGGAAAUCAGCCAGCUCAUCCAGAGUGCCCUUGACGGUCAGAAGGUGUGCAUUUUCUGUUAUGGCCAAACAGGUUCUGGAAAGACUUUCACCAUGAGUGCGGAAGGAGACUCUAUUAUUCCAAGUGCCAUGAAAAUGAUCUACGAGCAGGCCGAAGCUCUCAAAGAUGCCGGGUGGACUUACAAGAUGUGGGGAUCCUUCACCGAGGUUUACAACGAGAAGACCUAUGAUCUACUCAGCGGCGAUGGCACCCGUAACGAGGUCCCGCUUCGACAAGAUCCGCUUACCAAAAAGUUCUACGUUGACUCCUCCGCAACCUUGCUGCAGUCACCGGCAGAGGUGGAGAGCAUGCUGGCAACGGCAAACAAGAACCGAACCGUCGCAGCUACACAAAUGAACCGAGCAUCAUCGAGAUCCCACUGCGUAUUUACCCUCAGGCUAGAGGGUAUAGACAUCGAGGGCAAUAGGAGCGAAGGUGUGCUGAAUCUGAUCGAUCUGGCAGGAUCUGAGCGCGUGAAAGAGUCGCAAGUCGAAGGACAAAACUUCAGGGAGGCCGCCAGUAUCAACACAUCACUGUCUACCCUGAGUAAAGUCAUGACCGCCCUGGCUGAGAAUGCCAGCCAUAUCCCCUAUCGAGACUCAGCCCUGACCAAGCUCUUGGAGGGUUGUCUAGGUGGCAAUGCCAAGACGCUCAUGUUUGUCAUGAUCAGUCCUUUGGCCACAGACAUAAAAGAGACUGUCAGUAGCUUGGACUUUGCUACUACGGUCUCGAAAGCCAAGCCUGGGCAACAAGGGGGUGCCCUCAAGACCAUCAAGACCGGCCGAUCCGGUCUACCGAAGCUUCGAUAGAAUACUGAUGGCAAUGAGUGUCGAAUGUGUCCGAGUUGA